Messenger RNA from Antechinus flavipes (yellow-footed antechinus), 2370 nucleotides. It is a transcript of the gene TGM7, whose product is annotated as transglutaminase 7. Lineage: Eukaryota; Metazoa; Chordata; Mammalia; Dasyuromorphia; Dasyuridae. Gene Ontology annotation, molecular function: protein-glutamine gamma-glutamyltransferase activity. The record is from RefSeq and is a predicted model, not a curated record. Gene Ontology annotation, biological process: peptide cross-linking.
AUGGCAGGGAAGAACGCAGUACGGAUGUGGUUUUUCCUGGAUGCAAGGAGGAGGAAUGAGCUGGUUGCCAUCAGUCCAACUGAAUGCAGCCUCCAGAUUAAAGUCUUAGGGCUGAGAUCUUCAAACCUGCAGAGCCCAAAGAACAAUAAGGAGCAUCACACUUCUGAGAUUGGUUCCCAGAGAUUGUUUGUGCGAAGGGCUCAGGCUUUUGCCAUCACCCUGGAGUUUGACAGAUCCUUCCAUGCAGACACAGACAGGAUCAUCUUCAUUGUUGAGACAGGUCCACAGCCCACGGAGUCACUGGGAACCAAAGUGAGAUUUGUCCCAACCAAGGCCAGAAAUGGGAACCACUGGAGUGCUUUUGAUCUUAGCACAUAUGAGAACACACUCCAGGUGUCCCUGUCUUCUCCAGCUAAUGCCAUCGUUGGUCGCUAUCUUUUGAAAGUAGAGAUCGCUCAUCUAUCAGGCCAGCCUGAAUCUUAUCUGCUUGGGGAGUUCAUCCUACUUUUUAACCCUUGGAGUUCAGAGGAUGAAGUCUACUUACCUAGUCAAACCCAAUUGCAGGAAUAUAUUAUGAUGGACUAUGGAUUCAUUUUUAAGGGACAUGAAAACUGGAUUACUCCAUGGCCUUGGAACUAUGGACAGUUUGAAGAUGACAUUAUAGACAUCUGCUUUGAGAUUCUGGACAGAAACCUGAAUUUCUUAAGAAAUCCCUCAAAGGACUAUUCCCAGAGAAACAGCGUUAUGUAUGUCUGUAGGGUGGUGAGUGCUAUGAUCAACAGCAAUGAUGACAGUGGGGUGUUACAGGGGAACUGGAGUGAGGAUUACUCCAGAGGAGUCAACCCUUUGGAAUGGAAUGGGAGUGUUGCCAUCUUGAGACAGUGGCACGCCACCAGAGGCCAGCCUGUGAAAUACGGGCAAUGCUGGGUCUUUGCAGCAGUGAUGUGCACAGUGAUGAGAUGCCUGGGAGUUCCAACCCGAGUAAUUACCAAUUUUCGAUCCGCACAUAAUACAGAUGGCAACCUGACCAUUGACAUGUUCUACGAUAAACAUGCAGAAAUGAUGCCAUGGGAGAGAAGAGAUAAAAUAUGGAAUUUCCAUGUUUGGAAUGAAUGCUGGAUGACCAGAAAAGAUCUCCCACCGGGAUAUGAUGGAUGGCAGGUCCUAGAUCCAACUCCCCAGGAAACUAGUAGAGGAAUAUUCUGCUGUGGACCAGCCUCUGUCAAAGCUAUCAAAGAAGGGGACAUCCAACUAGCCUAUGACACACCGUUCGUGUUUGCUGAGGUGAAUGCGGAUGAAGUCAUCUGGCUCCAAGACUAUGGUCAAGUGACGGAGAUCCUUUCCCACAACACUAGCGCCAUUGGGAAAAAAAUAAGCACCAAGAUGGUGGGCUCUGACAAACGCCAGGACAUCACCAACUUCUACAAGUACCCUGAAGGAUCAGCAGAAGAACGGUCUGUGUUCAUGAAGGCUUCUCGAAUAUUAUUUGGCUCAACUGGGUCUUCUUAUCCCUACAUGGAACGGACGGACGGCCUGGUUCAGGAAAAACCAGUCAAGCUGCAGCUCAAGCUAGCCAAGACCCCUGAGUGGGGUCAGGACUUAGCAUUUUUGCUGAGGGCCAGGAGACUUCAGGGCUCAGAGAUGGGAAUUAAGCAGCUUCUGCUGCACGUGUGGCUUAGUGCCCAGGCGGUUUUCCACGGAGGCAAUGCCCAAGCCCCACUCUGGAGAGAUCAGUUGAGCUUCAGUUUGGUCCAAGGGGAGGAGAAAGAGUUGCCGAUAACCUUGCCCUUCACCCACUACAAGGACCAGAUAAGUGACGAAAAACUGAUCCGCUUGUCGGGGGUUGUGGAAAUCGAGCAGACCAGGAGGAAGCUGCUGGUGAUCAAAGAUAUCUCCUUGGAGUUGCCCCACUUGACCAUUGAGGUUUUUGGGCAGGCAGCGGUGGGCAAGAAACUCAGAGUCUCCAUCAGCUUCACCAAUACUCAGGAUGAACCACUUAGGAAUUGUGUUUUGAUGCUGGAAGGGAGCGGCUUGAUCGAAGGACAAAAGACAGUUGAGCUGGGCACCUUACAGUCUGGAGAUACCAUGCAAGCCGAAGUAGAGCUAAUCCCCACCAAAGAGGGAGCCAGGCAACUUCAAGUGCUGGUCAGUUGUACCGAGGUCAAGGAGAUCAAAGGCUACAAGGACAUCUUUGUGGCCUCAGCCAGCUCAGCCUGAGCCCUCUUCUCCCCUGGGUCCCUUUUGUCUGCUCCCAUUGGCCCCACCCUGUCCUCCCUCCCCUUUCUUUUCUCUGGUAUGGAAUGAGAUUCCUGUCAGACGCUCUGCUCUCUUGGGAGUGGGCAAUAAAGAUUUAUUUAUUUUUAAUCCAAA